Molecule: messenger RNA, 1070 nt
Organism: Sinocyclocheilus grahami
Lineage: Eukaryota; Metazoa; Chordata; Actinopteri; Cypriniformes; Cyprinidae
Product: partner of Y14 and mago B-like
Exons: 3
Coding region: 58-579 (173 amino acids)
Biological process (GO): exon-exon junction complex disassembly
Cellular component (GO): cytoplasm; exon-exon junction complex
Molecular function (GO): RNA binding
Source: RefSeq, a predicted model, not a curated record
ACUCACAGUCUCGCGAUAGCGACACAGAGCGGAAACGGAAGUUAGUCUUUGUUAAAGAUGGCAGCCCCCUAUGUGACAGAUGAAUCUGGUAAAUAUAUCGGGGCCACGCAGCGUCCGGACGGCUCGUGGAGGAGACCGCGGCGCGUGAAGGACGGAUUCGUUCCUCAGGAGGAGGUCCCGGUCUAUGAGAACAAGUACGUCAAGUUCUUCAAGAGCAAACCCGAGCUGCCGCCCGGCAUGACCCCCGAGGACGAGACACAGAGCGACGCCGCCGCACUCUCCAAGACCGCCAAACGCAACAUGAAGCGCAAAGAGAAGCGCAAACAGCAGAGUCCGCAGGAGGCCCCGAGCGCGGAGCUGGAGCACAUGAGCCUCGCCGCAGAGGAGGAGACCACCAGCGACUCGACAGAGAAGGCCAAGAAGAUGAAGAACCUGCGGAAGAAGCUGCGGCAGGUGGAGGAGCUCCAGCAGAAGGUGGACUCUGGAGAGCUGAAGACCCCCAGCAGGGAGCAGCUGGACAAACUGAGCCGGGGCCAGGCCUUACGGGACGAGCUGAGGCUGCUGGAGGCAGAUCUCUGAGUGUUUGUACGUCAGUUCAAGCUGUUACCACUUCAUUCUUGUGUCUUAUACAUCAUGAAGAAACAUGGCGGCGUCUCGCGCGCUGGACUCUAGAUGCGGGUGGUCCAGAACUCGCACGAGCGCAGACUGAUGGACUGUGCUGUCGUCGUGUUCUACCACCGUAGUGCGUAACGGCAUGAAAUGAUGAUGUGUAGACUUGUGUUAUAUUAAACAUGGCAUAACAGUCUUCCUGUUUGAUGUCCCUGUCUGCAUAUUACAGUAACUGAUGUUUAAUGAAACAAACACAGUGCUCUCUUGACUGUGUGAUGGAGGCGAGUAGAAGUCAGUGCCCCUGUAUGAGUUAGUCUUAUAUUUCUACAUGAUAUAAUAUCACAUGCUGUUUCGAAUAUCAGCGCGAUCACAGAUCAGAUGCUGUCAGUAUUGUGUUUUCAGCAACCAAAAUCCUUCCAAACAAAACCGUAACGGACCGCGUUACAGAGUUACAGCAGUGU